UCUAAAAACAGUUACUUCUUCUUCUUCACUUCUCUACUCUAACCUUCAUGAUUUCUUAGCUAUCUUCUUUGAUUCUGUUUGUUAAUCUUCAUGGUAUCAGAGCGGGCUCGUAUAAUUUCGCAUUCAAAUUCUUGACAAGAAACAGUCAAAAAAAUCAAAAACUCUGAGUUAACAGAAAUGGCAAUCAAAGCAGCUGUCAAUGGUGUUAAUGCAAACAAUGGUGAUCCAAGCAAUGUGAACAUUAGUAAUGGAUCAGAACCUGCACAGAACACUCAGAACUCUAGCAGUGUUCAAGGGGAUGGAAUUUAUUACAAUCAUUCUCUAUUCUUGAAUCCAUAAGAUGUAAGUGGAAUCCAAAUAUUGACAUUUCAAUUGACUGGAAUCGAAAAUUUCUCAAUCUAGUAUAAUUCAACGAAAAUUGCCCUUCUUGGAAGAAAUAAGAUGGGACUAGUUGAUGGUUCUUGUAGCAAAGAUAAGUUUCCAGAUUCUAUGGGAAAUCACUGGGAAAGAGCGAAUGCAAUUGUGCUAUCUUGGGUGAUGAAUUCAAUCUCAAAGGGCUUGUUAAGAGGAGUCAUGUAUGCUACAACUGCCAAGGCCAUAUGUUUGAAAGGUUCAAGAAGGUGGAUGGUUCAAGGACGUUCAACGUUCAUAAAGAAAUUUCAACUAUGGUUCAAGGAUCUUUGGAAUGGACAGGUGAAGGAGAUUGGUAAAGAGAAAAAUGGAUUAUACAUAUUGGUCAACCAAGCAUUUAGAUUCAACUGAAGAAUAACAUUAACUACUACAGCAACGGACAAAGCUGAGGAUUUAGAGUCUACUGCUAAUAUGAAACUGUGGCAUAAAAGAUUUGGCCAUGUAUCAUCUAGAGUUCUGAAUAAAAUGUUGAAUGUUUCAUUAGAUAAAAUUGUCAAACUAUUCAAGAAUGUACUGUUUGCCCUUGUGCAAAACAGACUAGACAAUCUUUUCCUAUUAGUAGUAUAAAAACUUCUGCA
Molecule: messenger RNA, 989 nt
Organism: Lycium ferocissimum
Lineage: Eukaryota; Viridiplantae; Streptophyta; Magnoliopsida; Solanales; Solanaceae
Exons: 2
Coding region: 442-762 (106 amino acids)
Source: RefSeq, a predicted model, not a curated record